AUGGCUUCCAUUUCCCCUGUCUUUCACCUCUUCCUCCUCCUCCUCCUCCUCACUCUCUCCACCACCACCACAGCCACCUCCCACCACCGGCACGCCGCCUCCCACAACUACAAAGAUGCCCUCACAAAAUCCAUUCUUUUCUUUGAAGGCCAAAGGUCUGGCAAACUUCCACCAAACCAAAGAAUGUCUUGGAGAAAAAGCUCUGGCCUUUCUGAUGGAUCAGCCAUGAAAGUGGAUUUAGUAGGUGGAUAUUAUGAUGCAGGGGAUAAUAUUAAGUUUGGGUUUCCUAUGGCUUUCACUACUACAAUGUUGUCAUGGAGUGUGCUUGAAUUUGGUGGGAUGAUGAAAAGUGAGUUAGGAAAUGCGAGAACCGCUAUUCGUUGGGCUACUGAUUAUCUUCUCAAAGCUACCAAACAACCCGAAACUAUUUACGUUCAGGUUGGUGAUGCAAACAAAGAUCAUGCAUGUUGGGAAAGACCAGAAGACAUGGAUACACAAAGAACAGUUUUGAAAAUUGACAGAAAUAACCCUGGCACUGAGGUUGCUGCUGAAACAGCUGCUGCUCUUGCUUCUGCUUCUUUAGUUUUCAGAAAAUCUGAUCCUGUUUACUCCAAAAUCCUACGUAAAAGAGCCAUUAUGGUGUUUGCAUUUGCUGACAAAUAUAGAGGUUCAUAUAGUGAUGGGCUUAAAAGUUAUGUGUGCCCAUUUUAUUGCUCUUAUUCUGGAUAUCAGGAUGAAUUAUUGUGGGGAGCUGCAUGGUUACAAAAAGCUACAAGAAGUCCAAUGUAUUUAAGUUACAUUCAGUCAAAAGGUCAAUCACUUGGUGCUGAUGAAAGUGAUAAUACUUUUAGUUGGGACAAUAAGCAUGUUGGUGCCAGGGUUCUUUUAUCAAAAGCAUUUCUUCUUCAAAGGGUUCAAUCUCUUCAUGAUUACAAGGGUCAUGCAGAUAGCUUCAUUUGCUCACUUGUUCAAGGAGCCCCAUCUUGUCAAACCCAAUACACACCAGGAGGGCUUAUGUUCAAGAUGGCUGAAGAUAACAUGCAAUAUGUGACCUCAACCACAUUUUUAUUGGUUACAUAUGCCAAAUACUUGACCAAAUCACACAAGGUAGUCAACUGUGGUGGCACCAUCGUGACUCCUCGACGGCUAAGAACACUCGCCAAGAAACAAGUCGACUACAUACUUGGUGACAAUCCAUCAAAGAUGUCGUUCAUGGUUGGAUAUGGUCCGCGAUACCCACAAAGGAUUCACCACAGGGGAGCAUCUUUGCCAUCAAUCUCUUCACAUCCGGCCAAAAUUAAUUGUGGGUCGGGUUUCAACUUCAUGCAUUCGGAGUCACCUAACCCGAACAUUUUGGUUGGAGCUGUUGUUGGCGGACCCGAUGCACAAGACCAUUAUAACGACGAACGGUCCGAUUAUUCCCAAGCGGAACCGGCUACCUACACAAAUGCACCCCUUGUUGGAACCUUGGCAUAUUUGGCUCAUUCUUUUGGGCAGAUUUAAGGCAUGUGAUUAUUAUCAAAAUUAAGUCAAGUAUUUGGGCAAUGUUCAAAAAGUUGAAGUUAGUAGCAAUUAGAAAGAAUUGGGGAAUAUUUAAGAUUCCUGCUUUCCUAGAGCCCUGGAAAAAGUUGUAAAAUUGGGCUUAUGUAGUACACUAGUACGGGGGUGUUUUCUGCCUUUAUGACUUGUACAAUCGUUAUUCAAAAAAGUUGAAAGUACAAGGAAUUGACCAA
Erigeron canadensis is the source of this 1733-nucleotide messenger RNA. Its product is annotated as endoglucanase 17-like. Gene Ontology annotation, biological process: carbohydrate metabolic process. Gene Ontology annotation, molecular function: hydrolase activity, hydrolyzing O-glycosyl compounds. The transcript is spliced from 7 exons. The record is from RefSeq and is a predicted model, not a curated record. The coding region runs from base 1 to 1503 and encodes 500 amino acids. Lineage: Eukaryota; Viridiplantae; Streptophyta; Magnoliopsida; Asterales; Asteraceae.